GCCCGGCUGGGCCAUGAAGGUCGAGUUUGCACCGCUCAACAUCCCGCUGGCGCGGCGGCUGCAAACGGUGGCCGUGCUGCAGUGGGUCCUGUACUUCGUGCUGCUGGGGCAGAUGUCCAUUGCAAUCACUGUGAUGCUGAUCAUACACAAUUAUUGGUUUCUUUACAUCCCUUAUUUGACGUGGCUUUACUUUGACUGGCAUACCCCAGAGCAAGGAGGCAGGAGAUCCAGCUGGAUCAAAAAUUGGACUCUUUGGAAACACUUUAAGGACUAUUUUCCAAUUCAUCUCAUCAAAACUCAAGAUUUGGAUCCAAGUCACAACUAUAUAUUUGGGUUUCACCCCCAUGGAAUAUUGGCGGCUGGAGCCUUUGGGAAUUUUUCUACAAAUUAUUCCGACUUCAAGGAGCUGUUUCCUGGCUUUACUUCAUAUCUUCACGUGCUGCCACUUUGGUUCUGGUGUCCUGUCUUCCGAGAAUAUAUGAUGAGCAUUGGGCUAGUUUCAGUUUCCAAGAAAAGUGUGUCCUAUGUGGUAAGCAAGGAAGGAGGUGGAAACAUCUCUGUCAUUGUCCUUGGGGGUGCAAAAGAAUCACUGGAUGCCCAUCCUGGAAAGUUCACUCUGUUCAUCUGCCAGCGGAAAGGAUUUGUUAAAAUUGCUUUGACCCAUGGUGCCUCUCUGGUCCCAGUGUUUUCUUUUGGUGAAAAUGAACUGUUUAAACAAGUUGACAACCCCGAAGGCUCAUGGAUUAGAACUGUUCAAGAUAAACUACAGAAGAUCAUGGGGUUUGCUUUGCCCCUGUUUCAUGCCAGGGGAGUUUUUCAGUACAAUUUUGGCCUAAUGCCCUAUAGGAAAGCCAUCCACACUGUUGUUGGCCGCCCGAUCCCUGUUCGUCAGAUUCUGCACCCGACCGAGGAGCAGAUUGAGGAGUUACAUCAGACCUAUAUGGAGGAACUUACGAAAUUAUUUGAGGAGCACAAAGGAAAGUAUGGCAUUCCAGAGCAUGAGACUCUUGUUUUAAAAUGACUUGACUGUAAAUAAAUAAAUAAAUAAAAAUAAAUGAC
This is a messenger RNA of Mandrillus leucophaeus (drill), 1059 nucleotides long. RefSeq names its product monoacylglycerol O-acyltransferase 1 (gene MOGAT1). Gene Ontology annotation, cellular component: endoplasmic reticulum membrane. NCBI's taxonomy places the organism in Eukaryota, Metazoa, Chordata, Mammalia, Primates, Cercopithecidae. The transcript has 6 exons. The record is from RefSeq and is a predicted model, not a curated record. Gene Ontology annotation, molecular function: diacylglycerol O-acyltransferase activity. Gene Ontology annotation, biological process: diacylglycerol biosynthetic process; triglyceride biosynthetic process. Bases 14 to 1021 code for a protein of 335 amino acids.